Messenger RNA from Iphiclides podalirius (scarce swallowtail), 1236 nucleotides. Lineage: Eukaryota; Metazoa; Arthropoda; Insecta; Lepidoptera; Papilionidae. The record is from the annotation of a GenBank genome assembly.
AUGCAGGCCGGGGGGCCGGACAGUGCAGCAAUUUCCGAGGCCCCGAGCAGUGGAAGCGAAGAGUCUGACUGUGAGCCGUGUCCGGAAGCCGACGCCGACACCGCUCUCACCGAAGAAUGGGCAAGGGAGCUGCUAAUCGGGGCGGGCGUGGUCUGCCCUCAAGAGGUCCGCGUGGAGUCCCGUGCGGGCGUUGCCGGAGCUCUGAGCAGGGUGCUCGCGGUCACGGUCCGUUACGAGAGCGACGGCGAGCGAGUGGCUUUGCCCCUCGUCGUGAAGCUACCACCACGGGAUCCCUUCGGGAGGCUGUUCGUGGCCGAGGCGCAGUUUGACACCCGAGAGAUACUCUUCUACACCGAGCUUGCGCCAGUCCUGAACCGGUUGGCGGCGGAGUAUUUCGGUCCAGGCGAGGGUCUGCCAAUACCUAAAUGCGUUAAGGCGAGAUUACCGGACGAAAUCGGUGGCGAUAGCGAGCUGGUUCUCGAAGAUGUCACUUCCAUCGGCUUCGAUUCGGCGGAUUUCGCCGAAGGGCUGACUGUGGAGCGCGCGAGAGCGGCGCUGUACGCAGCGGCGAGGCUGCACGCUUUGUCCCUGGCACUGCGAGAGCGGGAGGGCCCGCUCGACCAGAGAUUCGACUUUCUCUUCCCCUGCGAACGCGCCGCGGCCGGCUACUUGCGCCUAGUGCGACGCGGGCUGCCCCAGCUUGAGGCAUUCCUGCGGGGGCGCACUGACUGCAUCGAGGAGGCCGCUGCAGUGUCCGCCCUAAGUGCCCGAGCACCGUCCCUCCUAGGAACGUUACUCAGACCGGCGGAGCCAGCCCCGCUAGCCCACGCCGACUUCUGGAGCGGCAACCUCCUAUUCAGGGAGAAGGAUGGCUUGAGCGAAUGCGUAGCGCUCGACUGGCAAAUGGUCUCCUUGGGCAGGCCGAUGGACGAUGUCGCUCUGUUGCUGCUCUCGUCUCUCACGCCGGAAAUGAGGCGGGCGGUUGGAGAUUCGCUAAUAGAGGAUUAUGGCGAUCGUUUGGAGGCUGAAUGCGCGAGAUUGGGCGCGGCUACAUCGGGGGCCAUAGUCAGGAAAGGAUUGAAGCCCGACUGGCCCCGAGCGGCACUUAGAGCGCUUUUGUUGUGCGCUGGUAGCGUGGAUGUAGCUCUUGGGGAACCCAGGGCCGAAAGACGCCUGCUGGAAGCGGUGAAAGAUUUACACGGCCAGGGCGUCCUAUCGCUAAAACCCGAUACCGAC